AUGGCACCCAAGCGAGACACCGAUCAGGCGCAGUCCGUGGGACGGCUCAUGGGCAUCAGCUUGGGCAUCAACUCGGUGACCCUGAACUGCGAUUUCGACGCCAUCGCGCGGAAGCAGCGAUCACCGGUGACGCAGGAGCAGAGGCAAAAAUGCGCCGUCUCCAUCUUCGGGAUGCUGCUGAACACCGCGCUGGGCAUGGGCGCCAUUAGCUCCUCCAUCUCCACCUGUGCGGGCUCCAUCAAUGUGCCGGCCAACUGCGCGGCGAACAUCAACGCCUUCAUUGGCAACUUCCUGCUGAUCUUCAACACCGCGAUGGCUGCGGACCUGGACUGCCCCCAGGACCCUCUGCAGGAGCGAGUCGAUGCAAAGCUCAGCGAUCUCGCGAAAAAGAAGGAGGAGAUUGAGCACAAGGGCUUGAAGCGCUUCGUGCAGAAGGAUGCGAUACUGAAGGAGUUAGGGGAGGUGGUGUCAUUUGGGCACCAAGACUGGAAGACCCGGGAGCAGUUCAUGCGGGGACACCAGAAGUUUGAGGCCACGUGCGCUCAAGCCCCCGGCCCUCUCUGUGUGCCUUGCUGGUUCUUCUGCUGCCCAUGCCACACCUGGCUAGUUCAUGACGCCUUCUCCAAGAACGGGGACUGCGCCACAAAGGCAUUGCAAGAAGCUGUCAUAGCUGCUGCCACCUGGUACUUGCUGUUCCCACGGCAUUUGGUUCUGGUGUAUUGGGCCCCGAAGACGCUCGAACAGGAUGAGGAGAGUCUGGAAGAAUCUCAAGCUGAAGGGAAUCCAUCCAAUGAAACCGAAGGGAAUCCAUCCAAUGAAGCUGAAGAGAAUGCACCCAUCGAAACCGAAGAGGAUCAGCCUUACGAGACAAAUGGGGACAAUGCUGCAUAUACCCGGCCGGAGUGGAAUCCCAACUUCAAGCUCAAGAAGAACCGCGUGGACAAGAUCUACCCGCUCGGCGAGCUUUCGGAGGUGUUGUCAGAAGAGAACGUCUUUGCAAGGCAUCAGCAAGGUGUGACCGGGGGCUGCCAAGCCUGGUUUACGCCCAAAGUGCCUGGAGUCCAGAUACAGGGCAAAGGAGUUGAGGGGGAUCUCGUCCACCAGCACACGAAGCAUCAGCAGGUCACUGUGAGCUAUGGACGGGCAUACGUACAUGGCGACAUUGUCGGGAGCAUGAAGACGGUGACGGCUGAAACAAAGCGACUGGAGAUGCCCGCGCCGGAGCAGUUUGUGGAGGUGUUGAAGCGUCAGCAGACCUGGGCAAAGAAGAACCCAGAGAGGCCCGAGAAGCCGCAGAAGAAUCCCAAGCAGCAGACCAUGGACUCGGAUGCCGGCAGUUCAUCGGAUAAGCUGAGGGAGUUGGCGCAACUGAAGCAGCAGGGCUUGAUCACGGAGGAGGACUUCCAGCAGAGGAAGAAUCAGAUCCUUGACUGCAUCGCGGCUCCGCCUGGCGUCGCCUAG
Molecule: messenger RNA, 1461 nt
Organism: Effrenium voratum
Lineage: Eukaryota; Dinophyceae; Suessiales; Symbiodiniaceae
Source: the annotation of a GenBank genome assembly